Messenger RNA from Gekko japonicus, 425 nucleotides. RefSeq names its product dual specificity protein phosphatase 13 isoform A-like. The transcript has 2 exons. Gene Ontology annotation, biological process: protein dephosphorylation; negative regulation of MAPK cascade. NCBI's taxonomy places the organism in Eukaryota, Metazoa, Chordata, Lepidosauria, Squamata, Gekkonidae. Gene Ontology annotation, cellular component: cytoplasm. The record is from RefSeq and is a predicted model, not a curated record. The annotation marks the transcript as partial. Gene Ontology annotation, molecular function: protein tyrosine/serine/threonine phosphatase activity; MAP kinase phosphatase activity.
UUCUCAGGUUGCAGAGGACAGAGAGCGGCUGGCUGCUGCCCUCGUGAUGGCUGACGAAGACACGCUGCCCUCCGCAGACCCUGAAUGCUCCAGCCCAGGCCUCCCUGGGACCCCUACUGUGAAAGAGCUGGAAGAGCUCUUGAACACUGGGAGACCCUCCUGUAACCAUGUUGAUGAAGUGUGGCCAAACCUCUUCUUAGGAGACCUUGUUACAGCCCACAACAGGUUUGGCUUAUGGAAGAUGGGCAUUAGCCAUGUUUUAAAUGCGGCCCAUGGCAUGAUAUUUUGCAAAGGAUCCCAUGGCUUCUAUGGUCCCAGCAUUGAAUAUUAUGGAGUACCAGCCCAUGACCUUCCGAAUUUUGACCUGAGUCCGUAUUUCUACCCUGCGGCGGAAUUUAUACACAAAGCCUUGAGCAUCCCAGGAG